AUGUUCUUUUUAACGUCGUUGCUGCAGCUACGCGUCAUCACCUCUGUGGGUGGGCCAGUACCCAAUCUGAGGUUCACAGUAAAUGAUGACCGUUCGGUGACUGAGGAAUUGUUGUCUGCCAAUUUCUUAAUCCCUCCGGAUGAGAAUAUGUAUAGUGGGAAAUCUAUUGCCGAGCUCUGUUGUGAUUCCUUGAAAGAUUUCAAUCCUAUGGUUCGUGUUUCGGUUCAAAAAGGUGAUUUGUUAAACUUCGAUGUGGAUUUCUUUGACAAGUUUGAUGUUGUAGUUGUCAGUUCUUGCUCACUUUCAACAAAAGUAUGGAGUUGA
Messenger RNA from Fraxinus pennsylvanica, 324 nucleotides. The record is from the annotation of a GenBank genome assembly. Lineage: Eukaryota; Viridiplantae; Streptophyta; Magnoliopsida; Lamiales; Oleaceae.